GAAUCGUCAUCUCCGUUAUAUAUGUUCAGUCAAAUAGAAUAGAAUAGAAGCGGAAAAGGGGUGAAUGAAGAUGACGGCUAACAAUGAAGAAGAAGAAGAGUCUCUGAUGGCCUUACUCGACCAUCUCCGAACCCGAGUGGCCUACUACAAGUCCAAGCUUGAUAAAUCUGAGAAGAAGUUGGAGGAGACGCGAACUAAGUUGGCCCACAUUCGAAGUUCUAAAGCCCCCCGUGUUUUAGCAAUCGAGAGUGGCGAAGAAGAAGAAGGCUGUGAUUUUCAGCCCAAACCACACUACCAAGAAGAAGAAGAAGAAGAAGAAGAAGAUUGUAAAAUUAUUAACACGAAGCGGAAACCACUGCUUGUUAUCCCCGCCGUAUCUCCCUUUCCUGCGAAGAAGAAGAAGAUCCAGAAAACUGAGUGGUCAGAGAGUGGUGAUUUUAGGUUGAUUGAGAUGGUAUCUAGCUCUUCCUCACCUUGUAAGGUUAGUUGUGAAACAUCCACCACAAUGCUUAAUAGUCAGCACAAGAGAAAGCUCAGAACUCUUGUUCUCAGUCCCACUAAUCAUCACCAAUUUCUCACCAGUGCUUUGGAUGGUUUUGUAAAUGUGUGGCAAAUCCAGGACAGAGGGUCACAUGCUACUCUUGUUAGUUCGAUCAACGCUUUAUCCCCUAAACAAAGGAGAUGGCCCGAAGAUAUCGCUUGGCAUCCAAAUGGAGGCAGCCUUGUAUCUGUCUACAACGCUGACAGUGGGGACUCUCAGCUAGCAAUCUUAAACCUUAACGAUAAGGAAAAACAAGUAGUUUUCUUGGAAGAUAAACCGCAUGUGAAGGGUGUGAUCAACAAUGUAAUGUUCAUGCCAUGGGCUGCGGAUGAUUGUUUCGCUACUUGUGGAAAUGAUCAUGCUGUUGUUCUUUGGACUGCGAAACGUACCCUGUGGAAACCGCAAGUGCUGCACACAAAUUUGCAUUCUUCGGCUGUGAUGGGAGUAGCGGGUAUGCAACAAAAACGUAUGGUGAUUUCUGUUGGUGCUGAUAAGAAGAUCAUUGGGUUCGAUUUACAGUCUGAGAUAGCUGAUUAUAACCAUCGGCUUGAAAGCAAGUGCAUGAGUGUUGUACCAAACCCUCGUGACUUGAAUCUUUUUAUGGUUCAGACCGGUGCUCCACAAAGGCAGCUACGACUGUUUGACAUGAGGCUGAAGGUGUCGCAAAUGCAUGAAUUUGGGUGGAAUCAAGAAAGCAGCACAUCGCAAUCGGCGUUGAUAAAUCAAGCUUGGUCUCCCGAUGGUUUGUACAUUACAUCUGGUUCUGCAGACCCAGUGAUCCACAUUUUCGACAUCAGAUACAAUGGUAGUUAACCCUCGCGGUCCAUUAAAGCUCACCAAAAACGUGUUUUCAAAGCUGCUUGGCACCAGUCCUUACCUCUCCUCAUUUCCAUAUCAUCGGAUCUCAAUAUCGGAUUUCACACCAUCACCUGAUAACCAAAACAUGCGGGUAGCGUUUGGUUGGGACAUUUUGGAUGCAUAAACAUGUUUAGGUUUUUGUACAUGACAUGGUAGUUGCAUCCAUAUUUUGAAUUUGAUAUGCAGUUGGUAAUUGUAGAUGCAUAUAUGUACUUUCGUGAGUGGGCAAAAAAACGGUUAUAACUCGAACCGAAACCAAAAAACUCACCCGUUUGGGUGGAACCAAUUUUGGAACUUCUAGGUUUGAGACUA
Molecule: messenger RNA, 1711 nt
Organism: Helianthus annuus (common sunflower)
Lineage: Eukaryota; Viridiplantae; Streptophyta; Magnoliopsida; Asterales; Asteraceae
Exons: 7
Coding region: 65-1354 (429 amino acids)
Molecular function (GO): protein binding
Source: RefSeq, a predicted model, not a curated record